Messenger RNA from Copidosoma floridanum, 1932 nucleotides. RefSeq names its product Organic cation transporter (gene Orct). Gene Ontology annotation, molecular function: transmembrane transporter activity. Gene Ontology annotation, cellular component: membrane. Lineage: Eukaryota; Metazoa; Arthropoda; Insecta; Hymenoptera; Encyrtidae. The record is from RefSeq and is a predicted model, not a curated record. Gene Ontology annotation, biological process: transmembrane transport.
AGUUCAAAGGAUAGGAAAACGAGAGACCAAAGGGGAAAGGACGAUACGAUGGCCUACGACGACGUGAUCCUACAAAUGGGCCAGUUCGGCAAGUACCAGCGUAGGAUAUACCUACUGCUGUGCUUGCCCGCCAUAUCUUGUGCUUUUCACAAGCUGGCCGGCGUAUUUCUCGGAGCCAAGAUGACAACUAGGUGUCUUCUGCCCAACGAGAACGCGGACAACGCGACGUUUCACUUGCCGGAGAUGGCCAUGAACGCGACCUACCCGUGGGACGAAAAGUCCAAAUCGUGGUCCCAAUGCACGCGGUACGCCGGUGAUGGUUCACUGGCCAGUUGCGACGACUACGUGUACGACACGAGCAUGUAUCGCAGCACCACCACGUCCGAGUGGGAUCUCGUGUGCGACAAGGACUGGCUGCGAGCGAUGGGCGACUCGGUCUUCAUGAUCGGCGUGAUGCUCGGCUCGACGAUAUUUGGCGCUUUGUCGGACAAGUACGGCCGCAGACCGAUUUUUUUCCUCUCGCUCGUGAUACAGCUGAUCGGUGGGGUCAUGGUCACCUUGGCAACCGAGUACGUAUCCUACGUCGUGUUCAGGGCGAUCGUCGGUUCCACGACAAGCGGCGUCUUCCUCGUCGCCUACGUCAUUGCCCUUGAAAUGGUGGGACCCCAGAAGCGGCUGAUUGCCGGUGUCGGGUGUCAGCUGUUCUUCACGACCGGGUACAUAAUGACCGCUGGCUUCGCCUAUUACAUCACCGACUGGAGGAUGCUCCAGCUAGCUCUUACGAUUCCCAGCGUGGCCUUUCUUCUCUACUGGUGGUUCAUUCCCGAAUCGGCGAGAUGGUUGCUGACAAAGGGCAGGUCCAAGGAGGCCGGGGAGCUCCUGCAGAAGGCUGCUCGGGAAAACGGGGUCGAGAUCGCCGAGGAGACCCUCGUCGCCCUGUUGGAGGAGACCAACACCGACAGCAUCCCGGACGCCGACAAGCCAUCCAUCUUCGAUCUGUUCAAGUAUCCGAAUCUCAGGAGAAAGAGCAUGCUGCUGUUUUUCAAUUGGUUGGUGAACAGCGGGACGUAUUACGGGCUCUCGUGGAACGCGUCGAGUCUCGGUGGCAACGAUUACAUGAAUUUCGUCAUAUCGGGACUGGUCGAGGUGCCGGCCUUUACCUUUCUCAUAUUCACGCUCAAUCGCUGGGGCAGAAAGCUCAUACUCUGCGGCUGCAUGAUUGCCUCCGGCUUGGCCCUCGUGGCCAUGAUGUUCAUACCAAUUGACAUGGUGUGGCUAAAGGUGACGUUCGCGAUGAUAGCAAAACUCGCAAUCACCUCGUCCUACGGCACGAUCUACGUCUUCACUGCCGAGCAGUUUCCCACGGUGAUCAGGAACGUCGGUCUCGGAGCAUCGAGUACGUUCGCUCGGCUGGGCGGGGUCGUCGCGCCCUACAUCAAUUUCUUGUCGAUAUACUGGGAGCCAUUGCCUUUUUUGAUCUUUGGGUUUUGUUCGCUGAUCGGCGGCGCGCUGUCGCUUCUUUUGCCGGAGACGCUCAACAAAAAGUUGCCCGAGACCAUCCAGGACAGCGAGGCUUUUGGAAUGCGAUCGAAGAAAAAGAAAAAGAGCGAGAAAACCGGCCUUGAGUUCGAAGUGACAAACGGCGUGGAGAUUAACAACGUCAAGGACAUCAAGGCGUAAUGGAUUCGUUUCGGAUGUCAAUACAAAAUGCAUGGAUGGUGGUUGAUAUAUCUCAAUUUGAAAAUCAAUUGGGCCAAUUGAACAGUUCAUUGCUGCGACGGUGGGGUAUCUUCAUCGAUCGUUUUCAUUCGUGUUGUACACGAAACAUGUUAGUUAGCAUAUUAUGGAUAUGAUGUGUAUCUAAUUCACACGCGACUGGUCUGCCAAAUAUGUGAAUUGAUUUUUUCUAUUUUUUUUUUUUUUCCAAUAGAA